AUGCCACAACGUACGCCAUCGCAGCGUCUGAAGCGUGGCCAAGACACCGUCGUCAAGGUCGAGACCGAAGCGGCCUCGAAGCCCAAAAAGUCGCGCCCUCACGAAGUCGACGACAUCUUCGCCACGGCCAAGCCAGAUGCUCGUUCACAAUCGUCGACCAAGGCACACCUGUCGCGCACGUUGGACUCUGCUAAAAUGGAAUCAUCAUCAUGGCGUCACUCGCCGGCCGAAGAGCGCCCAUCCCGCUCGUCGAAGGUCGAUGAGAGCCGCCAGCACGCCCAGCCGAGCAAGUCGAAGCACGACCUCCGUCAACGCGACCUCUCGCGGGCUAGCAGUGUGGCCUCGCGUCAGCAGAAGCUGCCACUCGAACGUCGCCCCGUCGACGAGCGCCAGGAGGCCAUGAAGAAGGAGAAGGAACGCCGCGAGCUCGAGCAAAGCCGUCGUGACGCGGCCAUGAAGAAAAAGUCGGGCGUCGAGGCGGCGUUCGAUCGAAAGGUGAAGAUGACGCCAAAGUCCAAUCCGAAGAUAUCCAUCGAUCUGAUCGCCAACUGCCAGAAGCUGCUCGCCCCGCGCCCCGCAUCUGGCGAUAACAACAACACCACCACUGAAGCCACUGAUGUGCCGCGUAGCUCGAUUCGCGCCAAGUCGCAGCCGGCGGGCGUCAAUCUCACCUACUCGACCCCGGAGCCGAUCUGUGUUUAUGGCGAUUCGGAUUCGGACACGCCGAAAUACGACGAGGAGAUCGACCGUCGUCAGGGAGAGCUCGACUUCCCGACUCCCGAAUAUGGCGCGAAGCAGCAA
Mesorhabditis spiculigera is the source of this 801-nucleotide messenger RNA. Lineage: Eukaryota; Metazoa; Nematoda; Chromadorea; Rhabditida; Rhabditidae. The record is from the annotation of a GenBank genome assembly.